AUUUGUUAAUCCGCAAUGCAAAUAAAUAUCUCGGCAUAAUCUUGUGGACACAGCUUCAAGGCUUCUCCCCAAGUGUGAACGACUGCUUCAGCUUUCUCUUACCAUCUCUAUAUUUUUGCUACCUAUUUUUCUCAACUUUUCAACAAACAACAACGAUGUCAAACCAUUUUCAAAAUCCCUUAACCACCUCCCUUAAAUCGGGUCUAAUCAAAGAAGAGCAACAACUUGACAAAGAAACAUUGAGCUUGCAAGCGGAGAAGAUAUUGUAUACUAUGGGCUUCCCUAUGGUUUUCAAAACGGCGCCGGCCUUGGAGCUUGGCGUCAUCGACACGAUUGCUGCUGUAGAUGAAGGCGUGUGGCUCUCUUCUACAGAGAUCGCGCUACGUCUCCCUACCAAACCCACCAACCCGCAGGCACCGGUAUUGUUGGACCGUAUACUGGCUUUACUUGUCAGUCACUCAAUCCUAAAGUGCCGUAUGGUCGAAACGGGAGGAAGCGGUCAAACCGGAAAAGCCGAGAGAGUUUAUGCUGUUGAACCGGUUUGCAUGUUGUUUUUCUCCAACCGUGGCGGCGGCUCCGGUGCUCUUGCAUCUCUCGUCAUGGUAGCCAAUAGCGAAGUCUAUUUCAAGACUUGGACACAUCUCAAAGAUAUGAUAUUAGUAGGAAAAGAUGCAUUCACCUCUGCUCAUGGCAUGCGACUCUUUGAAUACUAUAUUGGUUCAAACCAACGAUUCGGUGAGAUGUUUAACCGGGGAAUGUCAGAAUCUUCCACCAUGACCAUGAAUAGAGUUCUAGAAGUGUACAAGGGAUUCGAAGAUGUAAACACUUUAGUGGAUGUUGGAGGAGGAUUUGGACACGUCAUAGGUUUGGUGACUUCCAAGUAUCCUCAUAUUAAGAGCAUCAAUUUUGACGUAGCCAAGGUUAAGCUCCUCUUUAUCCAGGAGUGGAGCAUGUUUCAGGAGAUAUGUGUAAGAAUAUUUAUAUUCUAUGUGGCCUAUGUGUCAUUCGGUUUAAUUGUAAAGUUCAAGUUCAUAAAAACGUUUAUGAAUUCUAAUAUAUAAGAUGACACCGUAAUGGAUUGGUUUCAA
Molecule: messenger RNA, 1088 nt
Organism: Camelina sativa (false flax)
Lineage: Eukaryota; Viridiplantae; Streptophyta; Magnoliopsida; Brassicales; Brassicaceae
Product: indole glucosinolate O-methyltransferase 1-like
Molecular function (GO): protein dimerization activity; O-methyltransferase activity
Source: RefSeq, a predicted model, not a curated record